Messenger RNA from Aureobasidium namibiae CBS 147.97, 375 nucleotides. Its product is annotated as vacuolar ATP synthase. Gene Ontology annotation, biological process: proton transmembrane transport. Gene Ontology annotation, cellular component: fungal-type vacuole membrane; proton-transporting V-type ATPase, V1 domain. NCBI's taxonomy places the organism in Eukaryota, Fungi, Ascomycota, Dothideomycetes, Dothideales, Saccotheciaceae. Gene Ontology annotation, molecular function: proton-transporting ATPase activity, rotational mechanism. The transcript has 4 exons. The record is from RefSeq and is a predicted model, not a curated record. Bases 1 to 375 code for a protein of 124 amino acids.
AUGGCUCUUCCACAAUCCGCGUACAAGGACCGUCAGUUCCUUGCUGUUAUUGGCGAUGAGGACUCGGUGACCGGCGUCUUGCUCGCUGGUGUCGGUCACGUUACCGACCCUCCGGAUGCUCAAAAGAACUACCUCGUCGUAGACCACAAGACCGAGACCCACACCAUCGAGGAGGCCUUUGACAGUUUCACCCAAGAGCGCAAGGACAUUGCCAUUCUCCUCAUCAACCAGCACAUCGCCGACAAGAUCCGCAGCCGUGUCGAUGCCUACACCCAAGCCUUCCCUUCGCUCCUCGAAAUUCCCUCCAAGGACCAUCCGUACGACCCCGAAAAGGACAGCGUCAUGAAGCGCGUCAAGAAGUUGUUUGGAGAGUAA